Cucurbita pepo subsp. pepo (vegetable marrow) is the source of this 1102-nucleotide messenger RNA. RefSeq lists its product as uncharacterized. The record is from RefSeq and is a predicted model, not a curated record. Gene Ontology annotation, molecular function: small GTPase binding. Lineage: Eukaryota; Viridiplantae; Streptophyta; Magnoliopsida; Cucurbitales; Cucurbitaceae. Gene Ontology annotation, biological process: vesicle-mediated transport. Gene Ontology annotation, cellular component: membrane; Golgi apparatus.
AUUCAGUCUGGAACACGGAGAUAGAUCUCUGAGAAGACCAAGACGAAGAGGGAGAGGAAGAAAGAAGACGGAGAAGAUGAUGUCCGGUGGUAACUAUACGACUAUAGACAACCAAAAUGUUUCAGGAGCUGUGCCUGCCGUUCCAGAUCAGGGACAAAUAACCGUUAAAUUCAAUGACUCAAGUCUUCAAACAUUUCCUCCUUCUGGAACUCAAGGAAAGAUCACUGGUGGUUCCCAGCCUCCUCGUGAUGCUGAUGAUACAUUUUCAAAACCAAUCUCUGGCUCUGAUGAAACCCCCCAACAAGGUGGCUGGCUUCGGACCUUUGCAAUUUCUUCCUACAAACAAUAUUUUGAUGUCGAUACUUCAGAUGUUCUAGAGAGGAUCAAAGAUUCACUUUUUCCAUUCAGAGGAACUUUUAAUGAGAGGACAGCUGACACUCCAGAUCUAUAUGGCCCAUUUUGGAUAUGUACUACGUUGAUAUUUGUGGCUGCUUCUAUUGGAACUUUUGUAACAUACGUGGCACACAAGAUACAUAAAAAAGAAUGGAACUACGACAUAAAUUUGGUAACCUGGUCUGCUGGUUUGUUCUAUGGCUAUGUUACCAUUGUUCCUCUUGGACUAUAUGUAGUCCUCAAGUACUUCUCGGUGCCCUCUGGCCUUGUUCAGCUCUUAUGUCUCUAUGGCUACUCUUUAUUUGUAUUCAUCCCGGCACUGUGUCUCUCCAUUGUCCCUCUGGAAAUUUUCAGAUGGGUUAUUGCAGGCGUGGCAGGAUUCAUGUCUGCAUCAUUUGUGGCACUCAAUCUCCGAGCUCACAUAAAGUCAGCCGGUGAAAGGUGGAUUUUGAUUGUGGCCAGUAUCUUCUUGCUGCAGUUAGCUCUUUCUGUCAUUCUCAAACUGUAUCUGUUUACUGUUACAGUAUGAAACUAAACUGCCCCACCCUCGAUAAAACAGAAUGUAGAUUACAAAGAUGAAUUUCUUUUGGGGCCAUUGGUUUCCAGUACUUACCAAUGUUUAGCUAAACCAUAUAAUUCAUUGAUUGGAGAACAUCUAUCUUAUAUAUAUGUUCCAUAAGAUCAAUAGAUUCUUCUAUCUUCAUUACAA